This is a messenger RNA of Colletotrichum godetiae, 1401 nucleotides long. RefSeq names its product major facilitator superfamily domain-containing protein. Gene Ontology annotation, biological process: transmembrane transport. Gene Ontology annotation, molecular function: transmembrane transporter activity. The record is from RefSeq and is a predicted model, not a curated record. Lineage: Eukaryota; Fungi; Ascomycota; Sordariomycetes; Glomerellales; Glomerellaceae. Bases 1 to 1401 code for a protein of 466 amino acids. Gene Ontology annotation, cellular component: plasma membrane. The transcript is spliced from 4 exons.
AUGUCGGGCUGGAAGUAUGCGUUUGCCCUCAGCAAGGAGGAAGUCGCAACGGCGACACCGCCUGGGACGGCGAAGUUGAUGCUCGAAGAUGAGUCUUCAGGCGGAUCACCAAGAUCUUCCACCUCUCUCAGACGAUUCCCGCAACCAUCGGAAGACCCAGCAGAUCCUCUCAACUGGGCACAGUGGCGCAAAUUCACACUCCUAUUGACUGUAUCACUAUAUUCUUUCGCUGGCAACUUCACGAGCUCGGGCAUCGCACCAGCAUUACAACUAUGGUUCAAGGCCUUCCCGACAGAUGUUCGGCCGUUUAGUGACCUCACCUACUUUAUCGCGGUCAACAUUCUGUUUCUUGGAGCAUCCAACAUCUGGUGGGUCCCUCUGUCAAACAUCUUCGGCCGACGACCCGUGUUGCUGGCUGCAACGCUUCUCAUGACGGUUGGCACCAUUGCGUGCGCUGUCUCAACGACCUACAACGGCGUCCUCGUCUCCAGACUGUUUCAAGGUAUCGGUGCCGGUGCGUCAGAGUCAGUCGCUCCAGCACUCAUCGGAGAGGUCUUUUUCGUGGAUGAGCGAGGUCGUGCUAUGGCCAUCUACACUGUAUUCCUCUCAGGCGGCUCUCUCAUCGGCGGAAUCGCGGGCGGGUACAUCGGCUAUCAACUAGGCUGGGUCUACAUCUUUUGGGUGGGAACAGCCGUGUCCGCCGCCUGUUUCAUCGCCACCCUCUUCCUUGUCCCCGAGACCCUCUACGACCGCGUCGUCUCCUCCAACAUCGACACUACCGGCAGCGGCCAGUUGCCCAUUGACGAAAAGGGUUUGGAAAGCCACGUCGAAGACGCGCAGAGCCAGGUCCUAGACUACCGACCCUUCACCUACGGGCGGUCUCUGGGCUUCACCCACUACCGCGGUGGCGUCGCGAACAACUUCCUCGCCCCCUGGAAGACGCUGAGAUUCCCGGGCACCUGGGUCGUCAUGUUCCACUACGCAGGCCUCGUCGGCGGUAUCGUCACCAUCUCCACCGUUGGGCCCCAGCUCGUGGCGGCACCGCCGUACCUCUGGGGCGCCAACGUCGGGUUGAUCAAUAUUGGAGGCAUCAUCGGGACCGGCCUGGGCGCUCUGUACACGUACCUUCUCGCCGACGCCCAGCUCAAGAAGAAGGUCAAGAGUUCGGGCAGCGGGCUGGCGGAAGCGGAGAGCAGGUUGCCGACCAUGUUUCCCUCGCUUGUCAUCGCGACGGGCGGAUUCUUCGUCUUUGGCUUCACGGGCCAAUACCCGUCCAAAAAUGGCUGGGUCGGUCUCUCUGCCGGGUUUGCCAUGGUAUCGUUUGGUCUCAUGCAACUACCAUCCGUCGGCUUCAACUAUGUGAGUACAUGCAUCCUUUCACACAACUUCCCUCUCGCCUAA